CCUGCUCUGCGGGCUGGCGGUUUCCGUUUUGUUGUGUGUGUUCAGUGGAAUCCACUCAGCGAAGACUCGGCCAGGGACCACAGUGGAUGCGGAGGGCGUUCGGUGAAAGAUUAAGGACAUUUUUAAAGGAAAUGGUUUUUUAUCGUAGCCCUAGUUUACCUUACUGUACCCUGACAUAGCCUAAUUUUAUCAAUUUAUUCACCGUUUGGCCUUCUGAAGCUUAACAAAUGGCUUAGCUUGCCAGCUCGCUGUGAUAGGCUAACUGGCUACCUCAGCUAUCAGCUGGCAGACGACGGACGGACGGACGGAAGAUGCAGACUCGCUGUAUCAGUCUGACAACCGAUUUCUGUCUGCAUAGGUUUCUACAAAGGACUCCAGCUAAAUUAUUUUACAGUAGCCAUCUGUUUUACUCAGCAGCCAGCCUGAUUAUUUAGCUAGCUGUUCUUCUCGUCGAGGUCGCUAGCCAGCCCCAUGGAGAGAAAGCAGGAGAAACUGUUUCGCGAGUGUUAGCUAGCUAGCUAUCCUGUCUAUGCUAGCUGAGCUAGCAGCCGCUUUUGCAGCUUGUUCUCGCUGUUUUUUGCAAACUGACAUCAAUUUGUACGUUUUCUAAUACGUCGAGCAAGGCAGUUGAGAUACUGGCAGAAUGGCUACUGCUUCUGGCUUUUCAUCCGGCGUGAGUGGUUCCAGGAAUGGACCGUCGUUCUCCUCCUCAGCCUCGACCUCCUCCUCCUCCGGCAUACCCGGCCAGGCACAGCCUAUGGUGGUCGUGUGGGAAUGGCAGGAUGACCUGGGCUACUGGCGGCCUUACACCGGCCAGGUGAGCUGCUUCAUCGAACAAUGCCUUCAGCAGCAGCGGGGGGCCAGAGCAGGUGGGCCUUCCGCCACUAGCAUCUCCCUGGGCCAGUGUGACCCCAGCCUGGCAGCCUACAUCAUCGACAUCCCCAGCCUGAAGCAGUUUCGACAAGACACUGGAAAGAUUCGCUCAGUGCGCCGGAGCCUGUUCCCCCAGUCCUCAGCGCUGGGCAGCGGUGUCCUCUGGGAGUGGGCCAACGACGAGGGCACUUGGACAGCUUACGAGAUCCGCACCUCCAUCCUGCUGGAGCACAGCUACCAAGCAGGACAAGCCACGGCUGACCUGGGCCCACAUGGGUACAACUACAUUGUGGACCUCACCGCACUGGAGCAGGUCAACAAGUCCUCUGGCUUCCGCCGUCAUGUUCGCAGGCAGGGCAGCGCCCCCUACCCGCUCGCCUCGGGUUCCGUCAUCCACUCGGGCCCGGCUUGCACCUGCCAGCAGUGUUUGAGCCACAGCAGCACUGCCGGCCCCAUGCCCAGCCGCUCCCGUCACUCCUUCUCAGCUGGCCAGGCCAGCCGACCCAGUCUCCAGGCUCAGCAUGGUAGGGCAGCUGUUGCCAGCCCAUCUUCUGUGUACUCACCCUAUCCCAGGAGGCCUUUAUCCAUGGGGAACAUGUCAUGGGGAGGCCCCUGGAGCCCAGCUGCUACAUCCAUGGCUCAGCCUCCAGGACCACCACCGUCCUUUUCAACCGCUGCAAAUGGCUUGAGCAUUCCUGCUAUUCCGUUACAGUUGAACGGCUCCAGCAGUGUGAGCACAGCCCUGGCAGGCAUGGCUUCCAUUUUGAUGUCAGCAGCAGGACUGGGAGUUCGCUUCAUGACUGCCCCCUCCUCUCCCCAGCGCACCUCCGGCAGGCCCAGCAAAGCCCAGGCCAGCUCCGUUAGGAGGGCAAAGAGACAGCCCAGGACAGCCACUGUGCAGAAACCUGAGGAGGUCAUUAAGAAAUACAUGGAGGAAGUGCCUGUUGUCCCUGAUGAGGACUGCAUCAUCUGUAUGGAGCGCCUGACGUGUCCCUCUGGCUACGACAGUCCAGCAGAGGGCAGCCAGUCCCUGCAGCCCAACACAGUGGGCAAGUUCACCAAGUGCGGACACACUUUACACAUGCUCUGCAUGCUGGCCAUGUACAACAACGGCAACAAGGAUGGCAGCCUGCAGUGUCCCUCUUGCAAGACAAUCUAUGGAGAAAAGACUGGAACGCAACCAAAGGGCAAGAUGGAAAUCUACAGUAUCCCCCAAUCCCUUCCUGGCCACCCAGACUGUGGUACCAUACAGAUCAUCUAUAGUAUCCCACCUGGAAUACAGGGUCCUGAGCACCCAAACCCUGGCCAACCAUACACCUGUCGAGGCUUCCCUCGCUUUGGCUUUCUUCCUGAUAACGACAAGGGCAGAAAGGUGCUGGAGCUGCUAAAGGUAGCGUGGACGCGGCGGCUGAUCUUCACCGUAGGCACGUCCAGCACCACGGGGGAGCCGGACACCGUGGUGUGGAACGAGAUCCACCACAAGACGGAGAUGAUGUCCAACGUUUCGGGCCAUGGGUACCCUGACCCCAACUACCUGGACAAUGUGCUCUCUGAGCUGGCCGCACAAGGCGUGACCGAGGACUGCCUUAAGCGAGACGUGGCGAGCCAGGCGCCUCAAAGCUCAGCCAUGUGAGCCGGCACAGCCAGCUGCGACCACGAAAACUACGCAAUCAUUAACCAGACUUGACAUUAUAGUUAGGUGUAGUAAGAUUUUGAGCAUGUGGAAAUAUUUGGUGCUAGGAUUAAGUGAGCAUUGAAAAUGAAGUCCUCU
This is a messenger RNA of Colossoma macropomum (tambaqui), 2644 nucleotides long. It is a transcript of the gene dtx2, whose product is annotated as deltex 2, E3 ubiquitin ligase. Bases 644 to 2506 code for a protein of 620 amino acids. The record is from RefSeq and is a predicted model, not a curated record. Gene Ontology annotation, cellular component: nucleoplasm. The transcript has 9 exons. Gene Ontology annotation, molecular function: zinc ion binding; ubiquitin protein ligase activity. Gene Ontology annotation, biological process: protein ubiquitination; Notch signaling pathway. NCBI's taxonomy places the organism in Eukaryota, Metazoa, Chordata, Actinopteri, Characiformes, Serrasalmidae.